GCAGAAAGCAGAGCUUUCAAUCCGUUUCCCUGACCACAUCUCCAGAUAUGUGCAAGAGAGACAGGGGACGGUGUGCAGGCGGCAACAGACGUGAAUACGUGUAUACGGGACAUUGAGUAGCUUCUGCCGGUUUGUGUCUAGUUUCGCUCACCAUUAAGAUGGGAUCACAGGUCACUGGAUUGGAGGAAAGUACAUAUUACCCACUGACAGCAGAACUGCUCAACGCUAGCGCAGCGCCGGGGACCGAGAACGCUCCGUCGAGGAAAGAACUGAGUCCCGGCUUGAAGAUUAUAGUAAGCAUCGUUAUGUCAGUGAUUGUGGUGGUGAUAGUCUUUGGAAAUGUCCUGGUGAUCACGGCGAUCGCCAGGUUUCAGCGACUGCAGACCGUCACCAAUUAUUUUAUCACGUCGCUGGCUUGCGCGGACCUGGUGAUGGGACUGGUGGUCGUUCCCUUCGGGGGCGUUCGCAACAUCACGGGAGUGUGGUACUUUGCAAACUUCUGGUGCGACUUUUGGACUUCUCUGGAUGUGCUCUGCGUGACGGCGAGCAUCGGCACUCUGUGCGUGAUCGCCUUGGAUCGCUACCUGGCCAUAACGUCGCCUUUCCGCUACCAAGUGCUGCUGACCAAGUGCAAGGCGCGGCUGGCGGUGCUGGUGGUCUGGGUCGUGGCCGCCCUCACCUCCUUCCUGCCCAUCUACAUGGGCUGGUGGCGGCUGGACGACGCACAGUCCCUCAAGUGCUACGAGGACCCCAAGUGCUGCGAGUUCCUCAUCAACAAAGAAUUCGCCAUCACCUCCUCCAUCGUCUCAUUUUACUUCCCUUUGCUUGUCAUGAUCUUCCUCUACGCCAGGGUCUUUCAGGAGGCCAGGCAGCAACUGAAGAAGAUCAACAAAUGCCAGGGACGCUUUCACUAUCACAACAACAACUUGAACCUUGCCCCGGCUCCCAACGGGAAGGUGGCCAAAUCGGGGCAGAAAAGGACUUCUCGAUUCCUCAACCUGAAAGAGCACAAAGCGCUGAAAACACUGGGGAUUAUAAUGGGCAUUUUCACCCUUUGCUGGCUGCCAUUCUUCGUCGUAAACAUCGUCAACGUUAUCUUCAAGGACAGCAUUUCCAGCCCGGUCUUCACUUUCCUGAACUGGGUUGGCUACUCCAACUCUGCCUUCAACCCGAUGAUUUACUGCCGCAGCUCGGACUUCAGGCACGCCUUCAGGACGGUGCUGUGGGGCUGCCGGAGCAGUCUUCCCCCCACACAGCACGGCUGUGCCAUCGCGCUGCAAAGCGAAGAGCGGGCCGAGAACGGGUGUCCUGUGCACUGCAGCUUCGAAGGCACCGCGUCGGUCACUGGCACGCCACCGAAUGGCAGCCCCAACGCUAACGGGAAUGACCGAAAACUGUUGGAUUCGGUCAUAUAAAGCGCAAUGCUUCAUGAAGAAAAGUCAACCGGGCAGACAGUGGGACAGUGGGACAUGGUAACUUUGGAAGCAACACGUGUGUCCUGACCAUAUUCCGCUGUACUUUUUCCAUGCAUUCACCUACCUCAUUAUUGUGCUGGGGGGAAAAAACCAAUACCAUGCACUGUGGCAAUACCUACAGGAGAUAUAACCGGUUCAUGAAAGAAGAUGAGAGAUGCAUGUGUAUGAGCAUUAACAGUGAAUAUCUAAACGUUUACAACCAGCAUCGCACCUAUCAAUCACUUGAGCGUUAUUAUUCGCAGUGCUCACUUUUGUGAACGGUAAUCGGGUACACUGUUUGUGAGCUGCGAGCAACAUGACAGAACUUACAAAGGUUAAAUUAAGGAGAAGGAAAAGAGUGCAAUACUUGUACCGCGCGCGUUGAGCAAGGUUCCGGGGAAUCGCGGAGGUAAACGUGUUAACUGUGAUGGAGCAUCGCCCGGGUCUGUGAUGUUCACCGACCAGUUCUAUGUAUCUGUGGGAAAGGAGGCGGGAGGGAUUUACGUGCGAAUCGCGUAAGCUUGUGUUCGCGGGAUGAACCUGCCCCAGUGUGAAAUCCAGUGUCUAGAUGUAUCGUCGUUUGAUGGACCUCCUGUGUACAAUUAAGGAUAAAAAUAGGGAACCCCAUUUAUUUCUCCAUGAAUUUGUACACAAAACGCGAAGCAAACGCGCGCGUUCAUGUGUCGGCGUGUCCAUAUGUUUGUGCAUCUGUGCGUCAGUGUUGGUUGCCAGUGUGUGGACUGUGGUGAUCUUUCGUUCUGUGUUGUAACGUCGCACAUUCAACUUCAAACUCCUUUCGUUUUGCGUUCAAUGAAGAUAGGUCUGCAUUGCUAGGCAAUGCGUAGCUUCAUUUCUUAAUUGUUUCGCGUGUCACUGAAUUCCAGCCUGUGGUCUACCCCGACCCAAGCAUCGACAGCUUGCUGUCACCAGAACUCACCUGAAAUCUCUGGAGCUUCUCAUGGCCGAAUGGUUAACUUUCCGCUGUUGUUAGUCACAACAUUAUUCAACCCGGUCUUGGUUUCUUGUGGCUUUUUUUCGUUCCUGCGUUAAGGUAUUGGGAAUUACUUGUACAUCACCGCUUGGAGCGGAUAUUCGUGGGUAUAUGUGCAAUACAGCUCGUUAUUUCAGCUCUGAAUAGGCAUGGGGCCGUUCAAUGUUUACUUGAUGUCGUGGUCGAUAUAUUUUCGCACAAGGUGAAGGCAAAGCAUAAAGCUAUUUUGUUUUUUUUCAUAUGAAUCCUAAUUAGUGAGAAAUUAGACAUUUUGGAUAUUUAUUAUUUGGAAUCAAUGUUGGCUGUUAUUCGUGUAUAAAUAAAAUAU
Messenger RNA from Amblyraja radiata (thorny skate), 2773 nucleotides. It is a transcript of the gene adrb2a, whose product is annotated as adrenoceptor beta 2, surface a. NCBI's taxonomy places the organism in Eukaryota, Metazoa, Chordata, Chondrichthyes, Rajiformes, Rajidae. Gene Ontology annotation, molecular function: norepinephrine binding; beta2-adrenergic receptor activity. The transcript has a single exon. Gene Ontology annotation, biological process: positive regulation of MAPK cascade; norepinephrine-epinephrine-mediated vasodilation involved in regulation of systemic arterial blood pressure; adenylate cyclase-activating adrenergic receptor signaling pathway. Gene Ontology annotation, cellular component: plasma membrane. The record is from RefSeq and is a predicted model, not a curated record. Bases 159 to 1415 code for a protein of 418 amino acids.